AUGGGGUCGAAAACCGGAAAUAUCACCGUUUAUGGAUUGCCUCCCAGCACCGAUUACCAAUUGAUCUUGGAAACAGUUCGGCCUAGACGUACUCCUUUGCAUAGCACAAUUUACUCUACAACAGGACUGGAUGCCUUAUCGCCUACGCUCAUUAAGCCCGCUAUUCAACCCGGCACUUCCCACGUCACUACAUCACUAAUUGCCAUUGCGGUGAUAGAUUGCUGUGGCCAUUGUGCCACCAACGCUAAACAGACAUUCAUGAAUGGCACUUUUGAAGUAAUCCAACUUCACCGUGGACGAGUGAAGCUAAUGUUUCUACCUGUUCGACUUCUCCCACAGUCGAUUAGGCUGGAGAUACAAGAAGUUGCAGGUCAUGGAAGCAGUCCUCAACCUGUCAGUUUCAAUAAAAGGCCAAAGUAUCCCAUUGAUAAGGUGUGCAUAAUCAGAACUGAAGAGCCUUCAACGAGUCAGUGCAAAGCUCAACAGCGGAGUGAUGAGAGACGCAAUGAGGUCAUCCGCAGGAACGAGGAAUUUGCCAUGCACAACAGCAUCCACAAUCAAGCUCAAGAAGUUGCAAGAAGUUCCAUGCCUUCUCCAUCCAUGUCCACGCCAAACCACUCUCCUCCCUCAUAA
Echinococcus granulosus is the source of this 633-nucleotide messenger RNA. RefSeq lists its product as hypothetical. The record is from RefSeq and is a predicted model, not a curated record. The coding region runs from base 1 to 633 and encodes 210 amino acids. The transcript has 3 exons. NCBI's taxonomy places the organism in Eukaryota, Metazoa, Platyhelminthes, Cestoda, Cyclophyllidea, Taeniidae.